Messenger RNA from Cooperia oncophora, 480 nucleotides. NCBI's taxonomy places the organism in Eukaryota, Metazoa, Nematoda, Chromadorea, Rhabditida, Trichostrongylidae. The record is from the annotation of a GenBank genome assembly.
AUGGAAUCCGUCUACGUGCCAUUCCUCUACGAUGACCUCAAGGCUACAAAACAACUCGACGGACAAGUAACUUCAACUAAAGAUCUGCGUAUUGAACAUCGGCCAUACGCUCUCAAUGAGACGUACCGAUUUUUCAAUGAUGCCGCCUCUAACUGUGAACGAUUCAUCAAAAUUCAAGGAAUCCCAAAUGAUCGUCGUAUCGGUAGCGUGCGAUGUAUGGAUCCGAGCGCAAAAGUGCUGCUGCAGAAUCGAGGGGUUGAGCAAGAACUCGCUGUUACGGCAUUUGCCGGUGAACCGACGUCAAUUCGAACUCUAAUAGUACUACUUUAUGGAGACCGCUAUGGAUACCGACUGCUCUCAACGUGGCGUAUAUUGAUCCACUCAUUGCAACGGAUCGAUCUGCACAGUACUAUGGGACAAUCGAUCAAAAUACCUAUCACUUUGAAGAGGUAUGAGAAUUGUGAGAACUGGGGCAACUGA